This is a messenger RNA of Strongylus vulgaris, 838 nucleotides long. Lineage: Eukaryota; Metazoa; Nematoda; Chromadorea; Rhabditida; Strongylidae. The record is from the annotation of a GenBank genome assembly.
AACACCAUCCGACCGCGCCGUCGUUGUGCUCAGAGCUGAAAAAAAGAGGUUUUUGUAAGUUUACAAACAACCAAUUUGUAGGGUUCCCUUCCAACUUUUUCUGAAAACUUACACGGCGGUGGAGCUGGUACUGUUACUUUCGGUAUUACUACUCAUAAUACUGGACGACAUCUUGGAGAUUUGUGCGAAAGCGGUAGAAGCGGAAGAACUCGACGAUACAAUGACGAUAAGUGUUGGCCGCGCGCGCGACCGCCCGCCCUUAUAUGCACGCUGUGCGUCUGCGCCUCCACGUGGCCCAUGCUCACUCCUCCUUAUCGAUCUCCGCGGUCAGCUGAGCCGCCGCGAACGCAUGCGGAAUGGUUGUACCGUAUGCGCGGCGGCUGGCUUUCUGCCAAUUCCGACGGGGCGAGUAAUGUUGGGUCGUAAAAAUUGGCCCCGUAGCGAAGUUGAAGCUUUGCGGAGUGGAGCUUUGAUUCGAGACUGUUUGGAUCACUGCAGCCUUGAUGAUGCUCUUUUCCUCGCAGAAUUAAAUCAUUUGAGAGGAACGAUGAAUGCUGUCGAGUUUUAUCAGAAAGAAAGGAGGGCAGACUUCAUGACGUCUUUGUCGGGACAUCAACUGAACCAUUUGCACAUUCUCUUUUAUCAACAGUACAGUGCUGCAGCGAGAGAGAGUGAAAGUGCCGUACGAGGAAACAAUUUCCUAUGGUCAGCUAUAUGCAAAAUCGUGCAAUUCGACGAUCACCCCAUGGACGAGCUUUUUCAAGAAACAACGAACAAGCUCUUCCCUCCUUCACCAACCACGUCUGCACAGAACGACGAUACCAUGUGCGUGCAGUAG